Messenger RNA from Motacilla alba alba, 1327 nucleotides. RefSeq names its product folate receptor alpha-like. Gene Ontology annotation, cellular component: external side of plasma membrane. Gene Ontology annotation, molecular function: signaling receptor activity. The transcript is spliced from 5 exons. The record is from RefSeq and is a predicted model, not a curated record. Bases 303 to 1181 code for a protein of 292 amino acids. NCBI's taxonomy places the organism in Eukaryota, Metazoa, Chordata, Aves, Passeriformes, Motacillidae.
GUGUUGGGGGGCCAGGUCCUGCCCCUGGUGCUGGUGUCAGGGAGUCAGGCCACCUCCCACUGGAGGGAAGGAAAAACAGCCAUAAGUGGAUUUUGGCAGGGGCUGGCCCCAGCCCGGCGCCAGGAGGAUAAAUCCCAGCUGCAUGUGGGGCUGAUGAGGGGCCAGGAUGGGCAAUCCAGGACACAGUGGGGGGCCAGGGCGGGGUGCACUUUCUCCUCCAUGCCCUCAAUGCUGCCCAAUCCGCUGCAUUCCCGCGUCCCGUGAUCAGUGGCCACGGGUUGUGCUGCACCACGACCUUUGAGAUGAGCUGCGCUCGUCCCACGGCACCUGGAGCCCAGCAGCCCCCCAGUUCCACAUGCACGGUGGGGGACUUUGUCCCUGCUGUCACCACAUCUCUCAGUGCUGCCGUCCUGACUUGCUGUCGCCCUGGCAGAGCAAUGGCAGUGGUGUUGGCUCUGCUGGUGGCCUGGCCAGCUGCCACCCUAGCAGUGACGGUGACACAGGAGUCACUGCUCAACGUCUGCAUGGAUGCCAAGCACCAUAAAACAGAGCCUGGCCCUGAGGGGCAGCUCUACGGGCAGUGUGUCCUGUGGAGAGACAAUGCCUGCUGCUCUGCCAACACCAGUUUGGAAGCUCACCGGGACCAGUCCUACCUGUACAACUUCAACUGGGACCACUGUGGGGCCAUGCCAGAGAAGUGCAAGCGCCACUUCAUCCAGGACACGUGUCUCUAUGAGUGUUCCCCUAACCUGGGGCCAUGGAUCGACCAGGCAGACACCAGCUGGCGGAAGGAGCGGAUCCGGGAUGUGCCACUGUGCCAGGAGGACUGUGAGCAGUGGUGGGAGGAUUGCCAGGAUGCUGUCACCUGCAAGGUCAACUGGCACAAGGGCUGGAACUGGACUACAGGCACCAACCAGUGUCCCAAGGGUGCCAUGUGCCAGAAGUUCAAGUUUGUGUUCCCCACGGCGGCUGCACUCUGCGAGCAGAUCUGGUCUGGUUCCUAUCGCUACACAGCCCACCACCGUGGCAGUGGUCGCUGCAUCCAGAUGUGGUUCGAUCCCACACAGGGGAACCCAAAUGUUGCCGUCGCCCAAUAUUAUGCCCAUGGCAAUGCUCCCCCAAACUCCCCGCUCUCUAUCCUGCUGUCCCUGCUGCCCCUCACCUUACUGGCCCUGCUCUGAGCAGGAGGGGCUGCAGGCAGGAGCAGGCAGUAGAUGGUUGGGGGGGGGUCCCCCGGCUGCCUUGUGCCUCCCUGUGGGAUGUCCCCAAGCUGUGUCCCCCCACCAAGGCAUGUGGCUCAUGAAUAAAUGCUCCUGUCCUGCUUGGU